Molecule: messenger RNA, 2861 nt
Organism: Dromiciops gliroides (monito del monte)
Lineage: Eukaryota; Metazoa; Chordata; Mammalia; Microbiotheria; Microbiotheriidae
Gene: DLK1
Product: delta like non-canonical Notch ligand 1
Exons: 6
Coding region: 168-1322 (384 amino acids)
Biological process (GO): negative regulation of Notch signaling pathway
Cellular component (GO): membrane
Molecular function (GO): calcium ion binding
Source: RefSeq, a predicted model, not a curated record
GGGCGGCCGGCGGGUGCGGCUCCCCCAGAUCGCUCUGCUCCACGUUCCUUUCAGCGCAGGCAGACUCGGUCGGCUAGGCUGGGCGCGCCACUGCACCCCGGGGUGGACGCGGAGGGACUCCCGUGAUCAAAGGCGCCAGUUCCCGAGAAACCCCUUCUGUUGCGGCGAUGUUUGCCCCAGGAUCCUUGCUGCUGUUGGGCGUUCUUGGGCCACCUUUUUGCUUCUUUUCGGCUCUAGGCCUGGAAUGUGAGGUCGACUGUCACCCGGAUAGAGGAAUCUGUGAAAAGGACCAAUGUAGGUGUCGACCUGGUUGGCAGGGGCCCCUGUGCAAUGCAUGUGUACCCUUUCCUGGCUGUCUACACGGAAGUUGUUCCCUGCCCUGGCAAUGUAUCUGUGAGGAUGGUUGGAUUGGAAGUCUCUGUGACAUAGAUCUCCAGUUGUGUGCUACCAAACCCUGCCACAAGAAUAGGACAUGUGCUGGUCCUGAGGAAGGUGGCUCCAGGUGUUCUUGUGCUCCUGGCUCUUCAGGAAGGAACUGUCAUUUUAAGGAAGGACCUUGUGUUAUUAACGGUUCUCCCUGCCAGAAUGGAGGAGCUUGCAUUGAUGACAAUGGCCUUGCCUCCUACACCUCCUGCCUGUGCCCAGAGGGCUUCUCUGGCAACUUCUGUGAAUUGGACAUAAACAGCUGCGUCCCGAAUCCAUGUGAGAAUGGAGGUCUGUGCAUUGACAUUGGUGGGGACUUCCGCUGUCGCUGCCCACUGGGGUUUGUGGACAAGACCUGCAGCCGACAUGUGGGGGACCAUUGUGCCAGUGGCCCCUGUGAGCAUGGGGGUACCUGUGUGCCUCAUGCCAAAGGAGGCUUUGAAUGCCUCUGUAGACCAGAAUUCUCUGGGCCCACUUGUAACCAUGGCCACCCUAAUCAUAGCCACCCAGGAAGCAAGACCAAGAGGGGUCCUGGGCUGCCUGACCCACUCCCCCCUGAGACUCAGGGCAAGAUUGCCACCCAUCAACCCAAUCACAGAAUGCUGAAGAUCACCAUGAGGGAGUUGACCAAGAACAGUAAACCUCUGCUUAAUGAAAGCCAGGCCAUCUGCUUCACCAUCCUGGGAGUUCUGACAUGCCUGGUUGUCCUGGGCACAGUCAGCAUUGUGUUCUUCAACAAGUGUGAGGUGUGGCUCUCCAAUGCCAAGUACAGCCGUCUCCUCCGUAAAAAAAAAAACUUGCUUCUCAGGUACAGCAAUGGUGAUGAGCACACCAUUAACAUCAUUUUACCUGAGAAGAUGAAUCUGAAAUCCUACAGUAAGUGCCUGAAUGAGAUAUGAGCACAUGUUGCUGCCCUCACCAAGGCCUUCCUCCAUGGAGUCUGCUAGUACAUGUGGUUUAUUUUAAAGCUUGUGAUUGAUUGACCUUACUAUCUUGUGUGCCAUGUGGUUAGGAGUAUAUACCUUUCUAUGUAUACAUUGCAUUUAUCCUGCCAGGGAGACUUUCAGACCCAAGCAGAGAAAACAAUUCGAGUUCAACAAUGGGACUGUCAAUGGGAUUAUUAUUAUUGUUGUUGUUGUUGUUAUUAUUUUAUUAUUAUUAUUAUUAUUGUAUUUUAUUUUUUUGCAGGACAAUGAGGGUUAAGUGACUUGCCCAGGGUCACACAGCUAGUGUCAAGUGUCUGAGGCUGGAUUUGAACUCAAGUCUUCCUGAAUCCAGGGCUGGUGCUUUAUCCACUGCACCACCUAGCUGCACCCUGUCAGUGGGAUUUUGCAAAAGUUUUAAGUCUUUCCUUUCUGAACAAUAGAGAAUGAUAUAGCAGCAAGGACCCUGGAUUUCUUUCAUAUCAUUGGUCUGCUGGUUACUGCCGUGUCAUCUCCAACAAAUUGCUUCCUCUCUCUGAGCAUCAGUUCCUUCAUCUUUAAAAUGAAGGACAUUGGAUUAGAUGAUCUAUUUGGUCCCUUCCAGCUCACAGUCCUAUUCUUGGUUCUUUUGCCCCCUUUCUGGUUCACCAUUCAGUUGGUUGUCUAGCAAAGUAGAUCUGUUAACUCAGAAUGAAGAGUUACUUCAUAGCACUAAUAGUCUGUUGAUGAAAGUAUGCUUGGUACAAUCUUAUUCUGAGCAUUUGUUUCAUUUUGUUUUAUGCUCACUAUUUCAAUAAAGUGUUUGCAGCCUACAUGUAUAGAAGGAGAAUUUAUAAAAGUGUAAUUGGAAGCCUAGUAUAAUGGGAAGAUCGACCUUGAGCUCAGAAGAUCCCAGUUCUAGUUUCAACUCUGCAGGUAACUUUCAUGAAUCAGGUCAUCUCUUUGGACCUUUGUCUCCUCAUCAAAAAUGUAAAGAACUUAGAUUCAAAACCACUCCAAGUAUAAAAUCCCAUAAUUUUAUGACUUUUCUUUAAAUGGGAGAAAAUGGAUUUAGUCUGCCUGAGACUUACAUGUAAAUCUUAGCAAUUGGAUUAAACCUUCCUGUUUUCAUCAAAAUGAGUAACACUACCCACCAGAAAGGUAUAGCCCUUGCCAUAGAAACAAAUUAUUCUGUUUGUACCAGCACAUGUGAAUUUUGUCAACAACUGCUUCAGGUGACACAUUAUUCAGAAAAUAAAGUAUGAGGACCCAUAGCACGGCAUCCCUAUCAUUCCACUGGUUUAUUGGUUUCUUAGCAACACUAUGUUGAGUGAAGUGAUGUUAUGGGGGGCAUUGAGUUCCAUGAGCUUAAAUAUUAAGAUGAGUGAUUGUCUAAACAAUGUCAUAGCAUACUUUUGUAAGAAUAUUGAGUACGUACGAUUAUAAUAUGUUAAUGCUAGUAUUACAAAAUGAUGGUCAUUGGAACAAACUGUGCUAAGAUCUCAGUAGACAGAAUAAAGAGGUCUUGAAAAUUUG